Messenger RNA from Frankliniella occidentalis (western flower thrips), 2098 nucleotides. RefSeq lists its product as uncharacterized. NCBI's taxonomy places the organism in Eukaryota, Metazoa, Arthropoda, Insecta, Thysanoptera, Thripidae. The transcript is spliced from 5 exons. Gene Ontology annotation, cellular component: membrane. Gene Ontology annotation, biological process: sensory perception of taste. The record is from RefSeq and is a predicted model, not a curated record. Bases 146 to 2098 code for a protein of 650 amino acids.
CGAGGCGUGGCAGGUGCCGGGGGCCGCCUCCGGGACACGUCCUCGAAAACACCUCGAACGCGUCCCAAGUCGCGGGGGCCGUGGAGUGUGACCUCCGCGUCAAGACGGCGACUCCGCGGGAGCAGGCCAGUGGGGCGGGGUGGGCAUGACCCUUCGGACGGGAGAGCGCCGACGGAGGGGCAUGGGCGCCUCGGGACGCUGGGGCGUGGACCCCUCGCGGGCCAAGGCUGGCAACAAAGUGUGGCAGCAGCCCCAGGGGCAGCGAGGCCGCGACCCUCUGCACCGCCUUUGGGCCACCUUCUCGCCGCAGCCGGCGCGGCCCUGGCGCCAGGGUGCGCCCGGCCACGCCCCCGGGCCACCGCGACGCAGGUUCCACGCCAUCCCCUUCCUCAUCUGGCCCAACUACUGCCUGGCCCGCCUGCUGGGGCUGCAGCCGCUCCGCUUCGUCCCCACGAGCGACCUCAGCGGCGACCCCCAGUGGCUCUCCCUGUCCCCGCUGUGGAUGCCGGCCUGCGUGGCCGUCUCGCUCGCCACCGCGUACUCGGCGUACUUCUUGUUGAAGCACUUCAUGGACACGCUGAUCGACCCUUCCAGAACCUUGAACAACUACAUUUACGAGGUGCCCAUGGUGCUGAACGCGUUCAUCGCGCUGCUCUGCACGGGCUACUCGCUGCUCGGGGCGCGCGCCAUGGCCGUGUCUUGGCGGGGAGCCCUGGCCACCCUGGCCGAGCUGGACGCCGUGAACCACGCGCCUUCCUCGACCUCCCGUCGGUGUCGCCCGCUGGAGAGCUUUACUUUCUUCCUGAUGGUCUGGGUCAUGCUGGCCCUGGUGAUCGGGACGAACUGGCUGUAUACGCGCUUCCAGGACUUCGUCGUGGAGGUGUGGCACAUGGGCGCCGUGCUGCUGGUGCGGCUCGUCCCCAUGGCCGUGGAGGGCCAAUUCCUGCUCAGCACCCUGCUGCUCGAGCGCGCCUACCGCGCCAUUGUCGUCUGCCUCCGCGACCUGGCCCGGGGCUACUUCCCCAGCGACCAGGUACGCGUUGUCGAGUCGAUGAGCACAGCGCCGUCCAAAAAGUACGUCUGUUUUCCUCCGACUCUUCCGGCGCAUGACGGGCGCACUUUUGGCCGAUCCCUGAAGGGAGUGUUGAGAGGGGCUUCGUUCGUGUUGCAGGCCGAGUCCGUGAUGGACGGGCCUCUGGGCGGGCCGCUCGGGGGGCCCCUGGGGAAGGCCCUCGCCCGGCACUUGGCGGAUGCCACGGAGCCCCCUAGGGGCCCGGUCGGCCCAGCUAAGCAGGUGGCGUGGGGGCCGGGCGGCGGCCUGGACCUGCUCUACGGGGGUCUUCGAGUGGGCGCGCACCUGCAGGGGGUGCCUCUCAGCGACGCCAUCAAGCCCGCCGGCGGCGGCCCCAAGCCCCAGGGGCCCCAGGGCGCCCCGGGCCGGCCGGACCACUUGCGCGCCAAGCAGCUGUCGCGCCUGCGCGUGCUGCACCAGCGCGUCUUCCAGCAGGUGGAGGACCUCACCUCGUACUUCGGCGUGUCGCUGCUGUGCAAGCUGGUCCAGACGCGCAUCCAGCUCAUCACCGACGCCUUCGCGCUCGUCGGCACCCUCCAGAACAGCCAGCACAAGCGCGAGUACGAGCUCACCUACUACGCCAUCGAGGUGUGCUUCAUCACGAUGCGCCUCUUCUUCGUCGUGUACCGCAGCGAGAAGGUGCUGCAGCAGGACCAGGUGUUGCUGCAGCUCGCCUGCCUCGUGGACCCGACGGCCUGGGACAGCGCUUCCAACCAGCAGCUGCAGCUGUUCCGGCGGCAGGUGCGCGCGCUGCGGGCCCGGCUGCACACCUGCUCCAUGUUCACGCUCAACUACGACCUGCUGCUGGCCGUAAGCUCGAAACAAUCGGAAAGCAAUGCGGUCGGUGGGAGGCCAGCGAGGCCCGGCGGGAGGAAGUAUGACUGCGGUCGGCGGGUACGCGGGGGCCGAGCGCAAAUCACUUCCAGGCGUCAUGAUAAAGUUACCCUUGAAAGAAAAUAUGCUGCCUACGGCGUUCAUCGUGGCGUCCUGCUAUACGUUUCUUCGCCCAGCUCCCAGUCAAAUUGA